This is a messenger RNA of Gilbertella persicaria, 2083 nucleotides long. Its product is annotated as Bromodomain-containing protein. Gene Ontology annotation, cellular component: nucleus; chromatin. The record is from RefSeq and is a predicted model, not a curated record. Gene Ontology annotation, biological process: regulation of DNA-templated transcription; chromatin remodeling. Lineage: Eukaryota; Fungi; Mucoromycota; Mucoromycetes; Mucorales; Choanephoraceae. The coding region runs from base 193 to 1923 and encodes 576 amino acids. The transcript is spliced from 6 exons.
AAAAAAAAAAAAAAAAAAAGUGAGGUAAAUAAAUAAAAAAAAACAUAGGAAAAUGCAAUGACUCCAAGUUCUAAAGUCUGACUCUUAAUUCUUCUCUCCCUCUCUCACUCUUUUUUUUCUUUGUCUUUCUGUUUCUUUACUUCAUUUUAUUUUACCCUGGUUUAUUUUUCCGUUCUCCCACUUAGAUAAGUAAUGGAAAUGGAUACUGAACCAGUAAAGCAACAAACUCAACCAGAAGAGUUUGAAGAGAUAGACACUACAGAAAACAAGCCCAAGUUUAAAGAAAAUGUAUCUUUACUUGAUCGUGGUAAAGGGAAUAAAAAGCAGUCAAGAACGAAUUCACCUUCACCUUCUAUUCCACCAGGAAGUAAGACCAACAUGACACGCGAUCAAAUAAAGUAUUGUGGGGCUAUCAUGAGAAACCUAAAGAAACACAGAGACGCUGCUCCCUUUUUACACCCUGUGGAUUAUGUCAAACUAAACAUUCCUGACUAUCCACACAUCAUUAAACAUCCUAUGGAUUUGACAACCGUAGACCAAAAGUUAAAUGCAGGCGAAUAUGAUACGGUGGGGGAUUUUAUUCAUGAUAUACGAUUGGUAUUCAAUAACUGUUUCAAGUUUAAUGGUCCUGAAGCUAUGGUGUCUAUGUUGUGUCAAAAUGUAGAGACAGCAUUUGAAAAGAGUUUAAGACAAAUGCCACCUUCUAGAGGUGCUACACCCCCACCAAGACCUGCUUCUCCUGAUAUUUUCGACUUUGAACAAGACCAUGAACAAGACGAAGAAGAAGAAGAGGGAGAAACAAAACCUAAAAAGAAAAAAUCCUUACCUAAACCUACUAAUUUCCACACACUUUCACGCCGUAUUUCUGAAGACGGUAGACCCAAACGAGAAAUUCAUCCACCACCUUCUAAAGACUACCCUGAACCCAUCACAAAAAGACGCACCAACCCCCGAAAGAACGACCUUCAAAUGAAAUUCUGUGCUCAGACAUUACGAGAGCUCAAGAAAUCCAAGUACAGGGAUAUCAAUUUCCCCUUUUUGCAGCCUGUGGAUGUGGUAGCCCUUAAUAUUCCAGACUAUGUCAACAUUAUCAAGCAUCCCAUGGACCUGUCUACCAUCGAACGUAAGCUGGAAGAUGGCGAUUACGAUAGCCCUGAACAAUUUGAACACGAUGUUCGUCUGAUGUUCAAUAACUGUCACACCUAUAAUCCUCCCAACUUGCCUGUCUGUAAAAUGGCAAAGCAGCUGGAGAAAGUGUUUGAUGAGAAAUGGGCUCAAAAACCAUCUACACCUGUACAUACGCCCAUGGUGGAAGAAGAAGAUUUUGAAGAUGGUGAAGAAGACUCAGAUCAAGAUGAACGCGAUGAAAAGAUUGCAGAACUUGAACGUCAUAUUGCUACUAUUUCUCAACAGAUUGCAUCUAUAAAAUCACAAAAGAGAAAGAAGCAAGACAAGUCUACUCCUGUUCGUCGCCCAAGCAAACCAGCUGUUUCAAAAGAAAAGAAGCCUGUUCCUAAAGAAAAAAGAAAGAGAGCAUCAAAAAAGAAAGAGUCUGGUAAAUCACCAUCAAAAAAUAUGGUAGUGGAAGAACUUCCCGAGUUCUCUUUUGAUCAAAAGAAGGACUUGAGUGAACGUAUCAAUAAUUUACAGGGCGAUAGUUUAAAUACGGUUGUGAGUAUCAUUCAGUCUUCCAUGCCCAACUUGAAUGGACAAGGACAAGAGGAAAUUGUUUUGGAUAUUGAUUCAUUAGACAGACGCACUCUGCACAGGCUGCAUGAGUUUGUCACAGGCGAGAGUCUGGUAUAUAAAAAGGCUUCUUCCCCAGCAUCAAAGAAAGCAAGAACCCAUUAUUCAGAAAGAGAUACUAAUCGAAAGAUUCGCGAACUUGAAAAAACUUUAGAAAAAUUCAAUAGUGGUAUGUAAAAUGAACAGAUUUAUGUUUAUUGACUCUUUAAUAGAAUCCUCCAGUGAAAGUGACUCUGAUAGUUCUUCUGGAUCUGAUUCUGAUGAUUCUGGUAGUAGUUCUGAUUAGAGAGUAAGCGAUAUGUGUAGAUACCUUUUAAGCCAAAUUUUAUAAUAAAGA